This is a messenger RNA of Closterium sp. NIES-65, 969 nucleotides long. The record is from the annotation of a GenBank genome assembly. NCBI's taxonomy places the organism in Eukaryota, Viridiplantae, Streptophyta, Zygnematophyceae, Desmidiales, Closteriaceae.
AUGCUGGAUAAGGACAAGGUGGUGGAGCACGAGUCGGAGGGGCAGGUCGGUGGCUCUCCUCCUUCUGUUGGACGGGGGAGGCGUAGGCAGAGGAGGAGCGAUGGGGAGGACGGUUAUGACACCGCCGUGCCCGGAGACCUCACCAUGCGGGCGAAGAGGCGGCAGACGACAGGCAGUGCUGACGACGCUGGAGGCGUGGAAGUUGGGACAACGCGAGGCGCCACGGAAGCUACUGGCAAGGCGGGCGGUCAGGCAUUGCGCCAGAAGGGCCAACCCGCAGCAAGAAAAACAUCCGGCGGAAGGAAAGGCAAGAAAGCAGUGACGGGGACGAGGCAGAAACGGGGCGAUGAACACCCUGGUGAUGCGGAGGAGGAGGAGGAUGAGGAGGAGGAUGCGGAGGAAGAGGAGGAUGAAGAGGAUGCGGAGGAGGAUGACGCGGAUGUUGGGGAGGAUGAAAAAGAUGAGAAUGAUGGCGGGGAGGACAAAGAGGAGGAUGAGGAGGAGGAGGAGGAGGAGGAGGAGGGGGAGGAGGAGGAGGAGGAGGAGGCAGCAGAGGAGGAGGAGGAGGAGGAGGAGGAGGAGGAGGAGGAGGAGGAGGAUGUGGAGCCAGUGAAGGGACGGGGCGGGCGUGGCAAACGGCAGAGUGGUACAGGGAAGGUGGGGGGCCAGACUCGCCAUUCCCGAAAACGCGGGGCAGUUGACGCUGCGCGCGGCGCAACAGCUGGCAGACCGAAGGCGCGUAAGGUGAAGGUCGAAAGUGAAGGGGGUGGUAAAAAGCAAGGGCACCAGGGAGCAAAGGGGGAUGGAGGAGGUAAGGGUGGCGGCGCCAAAGGGGUUCCAUUGGGUACUGGCAAGAAAGAACCUGCCGGGCGGUCUCCCCCCUCGCUGGUCCUUCGCGCGGGCAUCAGCCAAGCACUUCUGCCAAUCCCUUCCCUGAGCUCCCCUUUUCCCGCCAGCGUGAUAGUGUGA